AUGUCUCAUUCAGAGUCUCCCUCGGAGUCUUACUCAGAGACCCCUACUCAAGAAGAAGAGAUCAUUGGCCCACUUCAAGCCAAGCAAAUCCUUCGAAAGAUCGAUUGGCGAAUCAUUCCUCUACUUCAAUUCCUAUACAUGUUAACCUUUCUCGAUAGAGUGAAUAUCGGAAAUGCUAGGUUAUGGAAUUUGGAACGAGAUCUGAAGAUGUCGGGUUACGAUUACAACAUCGUCGUACUAAUCUUCUAUAUUCCUUACAUCAUACUGGAGAUCCCGUCGAAUUACUUUUUUAACCGCAUCGAACCCAGGAAGUUCAUGGCUAUAAUAAUGAUGGGUUGGGGAUUGACAAUCACAUUUUCUGGAUUUUCGCAAAGCUAUGCGGGGCUCCUUGUUUCCCGCGUACUUAUCGGGGUUUUCGAAGCUGGCAUGUUUCCCGGUUGUAUAUAUCUGAUCUCUGGAUGGUACCGCCGGCACGAACUUGUAACUCGUAUGGCCUUCUUUUUCGUUGCAAACGACAUUGCAGGGACGAUAUCGGGACUCUUCGGCGCAGGCUUGGGGUCUCUCGACGGCUUAAACGGCUAUUCGGGAUGGCGGUGGAUCUUCUUCAUCGAAGGUGCGAUGACCAGUCUCGCGGCGAUCCUCGCUUGGUUCUUCGUACCCCCGUUUCCGGAGGAUAGCUCUUUCUUGACUCCCGUGGAGAAGAAGUGGCUGUUGCGGAGGUUGAAGACGGAUAACAAGGGCAUGUCCCACGAAAAGAUGACUAUAGGAUCGGUAGUGGACUCGCUCAAGGACUGGAAGGUCCUUACGUCCGGUGUCAUCUAUCUAGGAGUCUGCACCACGGCGUAUUCUAUCUCGGUCUUUCAGCCGACGAUUCUGCUCACGUUUGGCUGGGAUGAUCUCAAGUCCAACCUUUUGAGCGCGCCACCGCGAGUCGCGUCCGGCAUCAUCUCGGUGACGAUCGGCAUUUGGUCGGAUCGGAUUCAGCUUAGAGGGAUCUUCUGUCUAGGCGGAUUCUUGUUGAGUAUAUUGGGUAUGUUUCUCAUAGCAUAUUUAGAGGGAGCUUUGAGAUACAUGGGGAUAUACUUCGCUGCGAUUGGAAUCUAUAUCGUUCAACCUUUAUCCAUCGCCUGGUGUACGAAUCAGGUCACGAGCUCCAACAAACGGGGAACCAUCACUGCAUUUGCUGGAACUAUAGGACAGGUUGGCGGCAUUAUCUCAGCUGUCGUGUUCCCGUCCCAGGAUAGUCCUCGAUACAUUCCCGGUCUCAUGACAUGCAUCGCUUUACAGAUUGCAGGAAUCAUUGCCGUCGUCAACCUAUGGAUCUGUUGUUAUUAUGAGAAUAGACAGCGCGAGGCGGGCAAACGUGACUACUUGCGAGACUUGUCUCAGGAGGAUCAAGAUCGACUGGGAGAGAAGCAUCCUGACUUUCGAUACACUCUGUAA
Annulohypoxylon truncatum is the source of this 1443-nucleotide messenger RNA. Its product is annotated as MFS transporter. Gene Ontology annotation, molecular function: transmembrane transporter activity. Gene Ontology annotation, cellular component: membrane. NCBI's taxonomy places the organism in Eukaryota, Fungi, Ascomycota, Sordariomycetes, Xylariales, Hypoxylaceae. The transcript is spliced from 5 exons. Gene Ontology annotation, biological process: transmembrane transport. The coding region runs from base 1 to 1443 and encodes 480 amino acids. The record is from RefSeq and is a predicted model, not a curated record.